UUUCGACAUUCAUGUCAACUUGGUUAAGAAAUAUGGAUAACUUCGCGCACGGAGAGAACUGUUCUUAAGUAUCUUCAAUGACAGGGCGCUUGACAAUUGGAUCAUUAGCCUCACUUCCAUUUCGACAUUCAUGUCAACUUGGUUAAGAAAUAUGGAUAACUUCGCGCACGGAGAGAACUGUUCUUAAGUAUCUUCAAUGACAGGGCGCUUGACAAUUGGAUCAUUAAAGUAAUCUGUUUAGUGGCAUAAAGUGCCACCUACGCCAGAUUAUCCACGGGCGGACAUGCAGUAAACAUGAUUGGGACCAAUUUACCGAUUUGUGUGGGAUUCGUUGCAAAUGGAGUUCUACACACCUGUUGAAUGAAGCAGUUGGACUCGCGGUCUGUGACAGAUAAUCGAUCAAUAAUGACGUCGCACCCGGGUGGGACGACACUGCGUCUGUGGUUACUUUUUACAUUCACUGUGGCUCUGGGGGACUUUGUGGAGCCCAAGACCCCAUUCACUCUGCGUUCCCUGGCCGAGAUGGAGACACGUCUUCCCUGCCGUUUCCAGGUGGAGGAGGGCCAGAUUGUGGUUCAGGUCACUUGGACCAAAGAUAUGAGCGAUGGCACCAAAGAGUCCAUCAUCACUGCUCACCGCACCUCUGGACAAACUGCGUUCGGUCUGUGGUCCAGUCGUGUGCGGUUCAGCAGCAGUGAUCCCACGGUUGACUCCUCCAUGAUCAUCAUGGACACGGAUCUGUCCGACGAGGGAAAAUACUCCUGCAAAAUCAGCACCUUUCCCUCUGGAAACUUUGACAUCCAGCUCUCACUAACCGUGUGGAGCGUGCCCAUAUCUUACCUGGACCCUGUAGUUCUGGAGGAGGGCCAGUCCUUCCGAGUAGCCGCCUCCUGUCGCGCUGUUGGCCGACCCCCGCCCACCCUCUCCUGGGACACGGACCUGACCGGCCAGUCGAGCAACCGGACAUUAGAGGGGGGCACCGUAUCUUCCUAUUUCUCGCUGCACCCCCUGCGGAAUAUGAACGGGAAGAAGCUGGACUGCCUGGUACACCACCCAGCACUGGAUCGACCCCGCAGGAUAAGCAACAACCUCGUCGUUCACUAUCCCCCCCAUGUGGAUGUAUCUGGGUUUGAUAAGAACUGGUAUGUGGGGCUGGAAGGAGCUACGCUCAGAUGUGAGAGCGGAGGAAACCCCAGAUCUCACAGUUUUAUCUGGACAAGAAAGGGCGGAGCCUUGCCAGAGGGUGUGAUCCCGCAGAAUGAAUCCCUCCUGUUUGGCCGGCCCCUAAGCCUGACGGACGCCGGCACCUACCAAUGUGUGGCCAAGAAUGUUGUAGGGGUGGGGAAAGGAGAUAUGGAGGUCAUCAUAUCAGACACACCCCAGAAGAAGACGAUGUUUGACGAUCUAAUGCUCCCCAUCGUGGGCGCAGCUGCAGGCGGCCUCCUGCUCAUCAUGCUCAUCAUUGUCAUCAGUGUCACAUGCCACCACAAACACAAAAGCAAGAAACUGAAGAAGGAGCUGACAGUAAAAAAGGAAGAAAUUUGCAGUCUAACCCUGUCACGACAAGCCUCCUUCAGGAGAAUGAACUCUGUCAGCACAGAUGCCAGAGGACAGACGGAGGAGAAUAUCCCUCUGAGGGUGGAGGGGACCCUGCGGACUAGUCUUUCCUCCUUGGCGGAUCAGACUCGCUGCCGAGAUAGUCGUUCUACUCUGUCUGGCGGACGGUACGGAGGGGGAGGGGGAGUGGUGCUGGACUACCUGGGCCGACCAGUUAUCUACAACAACUCACGGAGGGGGAGAGAGAGAGCCCUGGAGAGGGACGAGGAGAACCGAAUGAGAGUGGAGUCGUAUGUGCAAAACAGCACUAUGUCUAUGGAGGAAAACCACCUUCACCCGCCUCUCCACCCCUCUUCCUUUUCGAUGGAACAGUCCGCCGAGCUUCACAGGUCCUUGAACGGCAGUGCCAUGAUCCCAGUAGAGGGGGGUUUGAGGCAGGGGACUGUCAGCAGGAACCAGCAACACUCUCCUCUGAGCCUCAGCUACCCCCCAGUGACGGACGAUGAACAGGACGAGGACGAAGGUGUGGGCGAGGUCCGGGGAGGUCAGAGGAGCCCCAUGGACGAGGGCAGGGGGGAUGACCGCUACAGCGAGACCAACAGCUCCCAGAUAUCGGACGUUCCAAACCACCAGCACUACCAGCAGCAGCCCAACGGCACCCUGAGACCCAAAGCUAGCGUGAUCAAUCCCCACACAACCAUCAUACACAAGGCCCAGAUCGUGUAGAGGAUGAGGAACAGCCAGGCUGUGCGUGUUCGUGUGUGUGUUUUCACAUUGUACUCGAACCAGUGGAUGAUAUUUUGGGGACUUUACCUGGAUUGGAACUGCACAUGCUGACACUGAGGAUCUCGCUCUUUUAGCCUAACGGAACCGAUCAAACAUUCUCGGGUGAAUGUAAUUGGUCGCUGUGACUGUGUUCAGUUGGGCUAUGCAAUAUGGGAUUUGUACAGUACCUGGUGGAAUACCUCUGUCAAUUUGCUGUCCCUCCUCACCACACCUGACUCGAGAACAGAUCUCCUCCACCUUAGCCUCGAGCACUGAGACAUUCUUGAUGACUCCUUAAUGAGCUGCCAUGCAUACUGUCAAUAUGAACUGAAAUCUGAAGGUUGAGAGAUCAGGUUUUUACAUGGACUUAAGCCCAGAUAUGUUAGUACUGGAAUAUCCAUUGUCAUUUGGGUAACUUACACUGGAACUUUUGCCUGGAAAAGAACCACUCUGAGCCUGACUGGUUCACAGGUUUCUUAUGAUCUUUUACAUUACCCUCUACAUUACCCCCUACAUUAUCUCCUAUCCUUUGGAUCAGACUAUUUCCUGGAUGGAGCACUCAUUAAUGCAGAGAUUCUAAGUGGUUGGAUUUGUGGCAAAGGGCAACUUAGGUAGACUGACACAUGGAUAGUUUUAGGACUUAACAGUUCUCAAACUGUGAACACUGUUACAGCAUGCAUUUGAAUGGGUCAAAGUGUUUUUUUUUUACAUUUUAUGUGAAAGUUCAUCAAGCCUUAGUGUUGUGUUGUCGUAUUAAAAAGCUCACAAAGAACGAUGUGCCAAAUCAAACAUAUGUUAAGACAAAGAACCUUGUUUUAUGGGCCAAUAUGAAGUAUUAUUGUGUUUUAAACACGCAUGCAUUGUUAUGGAUUAUUGUCAAUAGUGUAUGCUGUAAAUGGGUGCCUAUUAACAAUUGGGACAAGUUUGUGCUCUUUUAUUCUUCCAUAGAUGUCUCUAUUUAGUUUACUAUCAAUAUGUUUAGAAAUAAAGUCAUUUUAUAAUAUACUACAGCAUUAUAGCUUACAUACUAAAAUGUUAGUUUACACUGCCCCCUGCUGUGUACUGAUUUUAAGUGCAUGGAGCUUUUUUAGAAAUAGCUACCAACGACUAUGCCUCUCCAAAAUAUUAUACAAACAACAAAACAAUCCAAUCUAUAAAUGUAAAACUGGCUUUCUGUGCUUUGCUUAAACUAAUCUUGUAUUCAUGUAAGCUCAUCAGUAGACAUAGAGCUUGUGUGAAUUGUUUAUUUCGAGAAGGUCCUCAUUGUGAAAUCGUUCUUGGGGUUUAUGUCACUGUUUAUGGACUGGGUGGACCUUUUUCAUGUGUUUGGAGUAACAUCAUGUUCUGUGACCUGUUAAAAAUCCAGUAAAAAAAAUUAGUUCUGUUGUGCUUUAUGAUAAACAUGACUGUAAGAAAGCAAAGCAAUGCACGCGAUGGGAUUUUGUCCAGAAAGUUUCUGGUUUGAGAAACGCCAAACUGCAGCGCUUUUUUGUAUUUGGGUGGAAUACAAAUAUUUCCUCUGACCAUUUCCCUAUGGGUAGCUACAUUUAUCUGAGAUGGAUGCUUUU
Osmerus eperlanus (European smelt) is the source of this 3890-nucleotide messenger RNA. It is a transcript of the gene nectin4a, whose product is annotated as nectin cell adhesion molecule 4a. The transcript is spliced from 11 exons. Gene Ontology annotation, cellular component: adherens junction. Gene Ontology annotation, biological process: homophilic cell-cell adhesion; heterophilic cell-cell adhesion. Bases 361 to 2283 code for a protein of 640 amino acids. NCBI's taxonomy places the organism in Eukaryota, Metazoa, Chordata, Actinopteri, Osmeriformes, Osmeridae. The record is from RefSeq and is a predicted model, not a curated record.